Molecule: messenger RNA, 5328 nt
Organism: Macrobrachium nipponense
Lineage: Eukaryota; Metazoa; Arthropoda; Malacostraca; Decapoda; Palaemonidae
Product: snake venom 5'-nucleotidase-like
Exons: 10
Coding region: 313-2154 (613 amino acids)
Biological process (GO): AMP catabolic process
Cellular component (GO): plasma membrane
Molecular function (GO): metal ion binding; 5'-nucleotidase activity; nucleotide binding
Source: RefSeq, a predicted model, not a curated record
UUUCAGAACUCCGUCCCACAGGACCCGUCUUUCAUUCCAACUACUAUAUCAAUCUAUUCUAUACUCUGUCAUAAAAUUAUCUGUUGGAUUUACUUCAUUCCGGUCCAUUCAAAAACUUUGGAUGAAAUUUGUCGAAGACUUCCAAACAAAUUCCAAGAACAUUUGAUAAAUUUACAAGAACACAACAGGUGACACGAUUGUAUACUCUAAACUUGGCUUUGAACACCGGCAAAAAGCUGACCAAUUUUAAGUUCAUCUACGGGUUAAACGAGUAGUUAUUUUUUUUAUAAAUAUAAAACCAAGUGCCUGAAAAUGUAUCUAAAACUUUUAAGUGCCCUCCUUUUCGCGCUCAUGUGCGCGAAAUUCGCGUCCGCUCAGGGAAGUGGUGAUUUCGAACUGACGAUCCUUCACUUGAAUGACUUCCAUGCGAGAUUCGAAGAAACAAAUGUCUAUUCUGGCAGGUGUACACCCGGUGACAAGGAAAAGAACAGGUGUUAUGGAGGAUUUGCAAGAGUGCACAGUAUUGUUUCUCAGUUGAGACAAUCGAUACCGAACGUACUGUUUCUCUCUGGGGGAGAUUAUUACCAGGGAACAGUAUGGUACAGCAUCCUCAAAUGGCCAGCACUUGCACAUUUCCUCAACAUCAUACAACACGACGCAAUGGCCCUCGGAAACCACGAGUUCGACGACGGGAUAUCAGGCGUCGUUCCGUUCCUGGAGAAGGUGACCUUCCCCAUCCUGGGAGCCAACAUAGACGACACGAAGGAGCCCUCCAUCCAAGGGAAGUACCAGAAGUCGGUGGUGGUCGAGAAGGGAGGCAGGAAGAUCGGCAUCGUAGGCUACCUCACUACCGAGACUUUGGUUAUUUCAAGUCCCGGUAAACUGGACAUCACCGACGAAGUGAAGGCAGUUCGCGAGGAGGCCAAGAGACUCAAAAGUCAAGGAGUGGACAUCAUCAUCGCUUUAGGACAUGCUGGAUACAGAAAGGACAUCAUGAUUGCCCAAGAGGUUGGAGAAGUGGAUGUGGUUGUCGGCGGACACACCAAUACUUUCUUAUAUACAGGAAAGGACCCUUCAACGGAGAUGAGCGUCGACCAAUACCCUUUCAUUGCCACCCAAAGCUCAGGGAAGAAAGUGCCCGUGGUGCAGGCCUACGCCUACGGGAAAUACAUCGGUAGACUUGACCUCACCUUCAACAACGCGGGGGAGGUCACGUCCUGGGGAGGGAAUCCCAUCUUGCUCGACAACUCAAUAGAACAAGACCCCAUGGUUUUAGAAGAACUGGUCCCCUGGCGGCAGAGAGUGAAAGAAAUCAGCCGGGAGGAGAUCGGCAAGACUUACGUCUUCUUGGACGGCCAGACGCUCUCUUGCAGGAUGCGAGAAUGCAACAUGGGCAACUUGGAGACAGAUGCCAUCGUCCACCAGAACGUUAAAUAUCCCGAUGACAUGUACUGGGCCCAUACAGCUUUGGCCGUCGUCAACAGCGGUGGAAUCCGGUCCUCUAUUGAUGAGAGGGUAUCCAACGGUACCAUAACCAUGGACGACAUCAUUACCAUAGCGCCGUUCCGCUCCACCAUCGACAUCGUAGAGCUCAGGGGAAUUCAUGUCAAACAGAUGUUCGAAUAUGCCGUAGUCAACUACGACCCCAAAGGAUUGGAUCCUCGCGGUGGAUUUCUGCAAGUCUCGGGUUUCGUGGUGGUCUACGAUAUCAACCUGCCACCUGGUUCGAGGCUGGUGCGACUCCAGGCAAGAUGCGCUAAAUGUCGUGUUCCCGAGUUACGAGACGUGGUUGACGACGAAGUCUACAAAAUAGCCAUGCCUUCCUUCUUGGCUUCAGGAGGAGACGGCUUCAGUGUCAUUAAAGACAACAAACUGAAUCAUCAUCUCACGGGUCUCCUAGACACAGCCGUGUACUCCGACUACGUCAGGACAAUGAGCCCCAUCCACCAGGGUCUGGAGAACCGCAUCCUCUUUAUAGACAGCAACGACCUGUGCCCGGGUAUGAACACUUUCACAUUCCCUCCACACACAAACUACACAGUGGACGUUACAACCAACCAACCGCCUCACGACAGGAACGCAGCUCAAAUGCGAACGGGAACGACCCUUAUGGUGAUGGUAAUCGUAACUUUGGUGACGGGACUACUUCGUUAACUAAUAGUGGUGAUGAAAUUGAUCUUAGCCGUUCUAAUUAUCUAGAUUUAUAUUUACUUUCCAGCCGGGAAGUUAACUGGAAAACAAUGGUGCUCCUAAACUGUGGUAUGUGUUAUGGUUAAAUCUCACGUAUGAAAUGGCAUCACGUCCCCUUCUGCCAGAAGUGGUCAGAAGCUGUGAGCCCUCAAUUUGGAGACAAAUGGUCAAGAAUGGUAAUUCUUGAAAUCUGUUGUCAACUCAAUGCGAAUGUGGUCGUGGAAGAAGUCUGAAUUCUCGGCAAUACCAAGAACAUUUCCCUUGUGAAAUGGAAAUGUUUACAUGAGAUGAGAUGUGUAAAAUGUAAAGAUAUUUCUCCCAUCACAGGGGAACAUAUCUGUCCAUUCUCAGACACAAAUAUCUGGAAUUGGUUACGGAGGAAGGGCAUUACCUAAGCGUUUUGUCUGAGAACUGUAUAAAUGUACCCAGUCCGUGUGUGUUCUCAAAUGAUAUCCUGUCUGUGAAUUGCACGAGGAUAUCCUAGUGGACAAAUGAGAAAUAUUCCAUACGUGCACUGCGAAUAAAGACCAAAGGUGCCACCCUCAUACAAAUUUGUAUAGGUUGGGCAGAUUUUUUCCCGAUUUGUCAUAUAUACAGCUGUAACACAUACUUUCACAGCCAGAAAGAUAUGCAUGGUUGUGUGAAUAACAAGCUAUAUACAUCCUAAAGCAUAAUCAGUAUUAAGAAACUAUUUUUGUACGUUUAUGUUUAAGGCAUUACGCGUCGCCCUGAGGGGCAAUAUAAAUUUCUUGUGGGCCAAAGGCUCUGAGAAAUAUCUAAUGGCUGUUCUGGAAAAUCGUCCUGGACGAAACAUUUUUUUUUCCAAAUAUCUUAAUUCCUAAUAUAAAAGUAACACUGAAAAUGUUAGCAACGUCAGAUAAUAAUACCUACAGGAUAUACAUGAAUACUUCAUUCCUGUGUGCAAAAAGUGCAGAGAUAACUUACUGCCUGUAAAACUACCGGAACAGACAAGGUUGCCUUAUCAGACUGUAAGGGCAAAGUAGUAGCUCACAAUAUCACAAUGCAUCUUACUUUUAGCCAUUGCAGAUCGAUUCAUAGUUCAGGUAUUCAGGCUAAUACGUAUAUUUUUUUUAUGAUAACGUGCCUUAUAUAUCAUACAGUAAAAACAAAAAUCAGAAAUAUCAGUCACAGCAAAAACAUUCCUUUUAUGUUUCUGAACCACUAGUACCUCUAACAUUGUGUGUACAACGUUAGUGAGAAACAAUGAAGUACUUUGUAAUCCAAUAUUCUAUGUGGUCUCUAACCUAAAAGGAAACUGUUUCUUUGCAUUUACAAAAUUUAUAAUUUUCAAAAUUCAUUAUAUUUUCCAUGAAGAGUAUAUUUUAUGACCGUGUCAUACAUAAAUGCUAAUACACAUCCAUUUGCAUGCAGACACACACACAAAAAACACUAAGCAAGGGGCCAAAACAUAAUAGGUAAAAUUUCUGUAUAUUAAUUCUAUUUACUUAUAUAUUCCAUAAAUAUAUUUAUUUGUUAUAUAAAGUUCUUAAAGUUCGUAAAUAUGUAACCAUGAUUGUGAUUAUAGUAGUACUAGUAAAGAGUGAUUCUAUAGUCUUGUGUGUAAAAAUGUAUAACAUUUCUUUGCAAGUUGCACAGACACUCCACUAACAGAGCUAAAUAGGUUACUUUUAGUUGUUAAAUAGAGUCACACGUUACAUCUUACAGAUCUGAUGAUGUCGACAACUGCUGUUGUGUUAUAUAGGACAGAUAAAAGACAUAGCGUAUAAGUACUACGGUGUUUUAAGGCUUCGAAGCUCUUCUGGCCUUUCUUCACACCAAAGGCCAGUACACUAACAGUGGGCAUGUUACGACUGAAAACGGAAGUGAUGUCUUCAACUCUUCAACUACCAUUAUUUGCUUCUAUAUUAUAAUAUCUAACAUACCAGGAGGAAACCUUAAAAUUGUAUAAAACGAUUCAAUAACAGGUUUCAGAAGGUUUCUGCAAUUGGUACACAUUUAAACAAAAUUGCGCAAAAAUUCUGUUCAGAUAUAUCUUACGAAAAUCUUGCAAGACGUUCAGGUCAAUUAAAAAAAAAGGCGAAAAAAAAUCGGGAAUGAAGGGUAUUCUGGCAAUUCAAAAGAUUAGACCCUUCCGCUUUCAGAACUAACUAGCCCACUGCUUUUAAACAUAGUUAUCAUAUUGAAAGGUGAUUUUGGCGCCGUAAACAAGCCGUUAUAAAUAUUAUUAGGGAGUGUCAUUUCAUGUAUGCUCUGAUACUUGAUUACAUUUGCACGAGUCUCAGGUACAUCACGCCCAAACUUUGUAAACAUGUAUUGAAAUUUAUAACCGGGAGAGUGGUAACUUGAAUGGUCAAUGAUACUCAAUUAUCAAUCUCAAAGCGCCAUACACAAACAUGGCAUUAUGAAAAGGUACUAUUAAUCUAACCACAAAAUGAAAUUUUACAUGGGUGCCAUAACUACCGUGAUCAUGUCUCAAUGGGCACAAACUGGCUGCCUUAAGUGUGUGUACACAUAUUUUCCUAUCUUUUAAUUUAUUCAGGUUAACAGUGUCUUUUAUGAGAUGUACAAAACAGCUACUAACUAUUAAACUGGGACAAUGCAAACUUAAAUGAAAAACAGUCUUCAUUUUUCCAGUUCAAAUAAGACUUCAUUUCUUCUAAAUACAAACGUAAUUUUCCUAAUCAAACUUCAAACAUUCGAACGGUGCUAUAAGAUUAGGAAAAGGUUCAACAAAUUAAAAAAUUGAAAAUAUACAGUAUGACUAAAAAUCUCAACAUUAACCAUACAUUUAAAAUAGUAACUAUCUUUGGGUUACCAACAAUCAUCAGAAAAAUGUUAUAUCAGUAAUGCUGGUAGCUGUUUUAUUUUAUAACUUAUAUCUAUAUAUACAUAAAUAUAUAUACUUAUAUUUACAUCAUAUACAUACUAUGUACAUAUCUGCAAAUACCAUCAUAAGUAUCACGUAACUACAUUUACUCAUGCAAAUUUAUGUUUAGUAUAGUAUAUGUUAGAAGGGGCACUAUUUAACAAGGUUCAAUAAACCGUUUGUAAAUACCUAAAAAAAAUAUUGAAGAAAACAGAUAUUUUUGUUAAAGCAAUUGUCAUUGUUUGUCAAUAGGAACAUGUUGAUACACAAUUAUAUUUAUAUAUACGAGU